This is a messenger RNA of Bemisia tabaci, 2442 nucleotides long. Lineage: Eukaryota; Metazoa; Arthropoda; Insecta; Hemiptera; Aleyrodidae. The record is from RefSeq and is a predicted model, not a curated record.
GUUUGACUGGUUUGACGUUUGAACCCAGGAACUUUCUGCAUUUUGCAGUUUCUGUGGAAAGAACGGAAAAUAUCAAGAGAAAACAACAAACAUUAUGUGCUGUGUUCUCGUAUGAUCGGAAAUAGUUGUGCAUGCUAGUUUUAAGAAUUGAAACCUGAACGUUAAAUCAUUAAAAUUGAAGAUAUUCGCAGAAGAACAAGGUGCCCCUUUCGGAACGAUAAUUCCAGGGUGAUGAUGGAUCAUCUUCAUUUAGGUUGCACUCGUCAAAAUUUCAUGAUAGCAAGCUGAUUGGUCUGUCAAGCAAUGUACGAGUGUAGGCAAAACAAUCAAAAAUGGUCCUGCCUCCGAACAUUAAAAUCCUUGAAGGAAAAAACGUCACACUCUAUAACUGCACAACCUGCAAAAAAACCUUCAAAAGCAGAGAUCAUUGUCGUUACCAUCAGUACUGCCUCUCUACAGGAUUAAAACCUUUUUCAUGCUCUACCUGUGAUAAAAAGUUUUCCAAAAAGAGUCACCUUACCUACCAUGAACUUUCUCAUACAGGUGAAUUACCCUUUAAGUGCGAUCUGUGUGAGAAAGGCUUUCGAACAAACCAAAAGCUCCAGAGGCAUAAGGCAUCACACUUGGGUAAGAAACUUGUUUCGUGCUACAUUUGUGACAAGCAGCUAUCAAACCAAGAUGGAUUGAGAGUUCAUCUACGAACACACUCAGAAAGUAGACCUUUUAAGUGUGAUUUAUGUGAUGCUACCUUUAAGGAGAGGAAUGGACUGACCAAACACAAGGCAACUCACUCAGAUGUGAAAAAUUGGGUCUGUGAAGUAUGUGGCAAAAAAUUUACCAUCCGGUGGAACCUGCUACAGCACAAGCGCACAGCCCAUGCAUCCUCUUCCGUUUCUCGGCCAUUCUCAUGCGAAAUUUGUCAUCAAGAUUUUCUGACUCGAUUUCAUUUGAAGCGUCAUAUGAAGCGGCGUCUUGCACAUGCAGAGUAUUUGGAAGAAUACUCUUGCAAAAUAUGUGAUAAAGUGUUCACGCGGAAAGAUAAUCUGAGUCGUCAUGUAAAGAACUCACACUUUGAGGAUGAGGAUCCUAGAUCAGAAACCGUUAACAACUGCAUCAGGGAGUCCAAACAAAAGGUCGUCCGCAAAAUCAAGAAAAUCAGUGCUGUAAUGCUAGAAAAUACAAAUAGAUCAUCUGUGAUAAAAUCUGUGGCAUCUGUCGUGGGAAUGGCUGAAACGAGUCUUAAUAAUUGUGAGAAAGUAGAUCCUUGUCCUCCCUCUGCUAGUCAAGAAAAAACCGCCUAUGAUACCAAAGAAAUUCUAAAACCAGGAAAUUCGCAAGUCAAAGAUGGAUCUACCUGCAGAGAAAGUUUCCGCACUGUAUCAGUUAUUAGUCGCAUCAGUCGUUCUUCUGAUGAUGCAGAAGUUUACAGGAUUUCACCUUAUUCAAAUGAGAGACUGGAGUCUGAUGAAAAUUUUUCCGGUGGCCUGGUUAGAAAAUCAUCGCAAGGAGACUGUCCGAAAUCCCAGGGAUCUGAUGUUUGUGAAGGAGAUGAAGCUUGUCUUCAUGAAGAACCGAAAACAGCGCACAAAUUAGAGUCUUUUCGAAUACUCGAUCAGCCCAGUUCAGCACUUAAUCUCUCAGCAAAGAAAGCAACCUAUUGUUUCAAAAAGUGUAUGUACGAUGCAAGGAAAAGUGUCGAGAAUUUUUUAGAAGUCUGUAAGAAAAGAGAAAGAGAACAGUCAACUAGAGUUCUCCGAACUCCACCUGACUCUGAGAAAUCAAGAUUUUCUGGGAGCCAUCUUGAGUGCGUAGACUUGAAUAAUCAUGCUGUGAAGGAAAGAGAAUGUAAUGACUUCGUAGAUCCAAGAGUCAUCGCGACAGCAGAGGCGCUCCAAUCUUAUGGAACAGUCGUUGAGUUGGUGGAUGAUGAUAUGAGAAUAAAGCCUUACUACUCCACCUCUUCUUCGAGUUAUAUUGAACAGGAUACUUCAUUAAAUUAUAGUAAGAUUGAAGAAUUACAAUAUGCAUACUAUACUCCUUGCCCUCAAGCUCCAAGUCCUGGAAAAAAGUACGCUGUAAGUAAUUUUUGCGGCAGCUUUUCGAAUGGGAGUACUGUGUUGGUCAAAGAACAAGAGUCAAAUGUCAUUACAACCCAAACAAAUCCUGUCCCAGUUAUUAGUAGUAAAGAGCUAGAUGUCUCCUAUUCAAAUGAAAUUAAUUCUUGCACUUGUAGAGAUUGUUCAAGGCCAGAGAGCCCGACGUUAGCUGAUGAUCCAUACAUUCCAUCUACCUCCGAUUCGCUUGACCUGUCAGUUAGGAGGCAUAUGCUAUCCUGACUGUAACGUUUAAGAGUCUUUUACCAAGAAACUUAGUUGUCUGAGUCCAGCAUGUCUAGAUAAAGGAGCAUACUACAGAAUGAAAAUGAAACACAGUAACAGAAAA